Messenger RNA from Meriones unguiculatus (Mongolian gerbil), 228 nucleotides. It is a transcript of the gene Ccdc179, whose product is annotated as coiled-coil domain containing 179. The record is from RefSeq and is a predicted model, not a curated record. The transcript is spliced from 4 exons. Bases 1 to 228 code for a protein of 75 amino acids. NCBI's taxonomy places the organism in Eukaryota, Metazoa, Chordata, Mammalia, Rodentia, Muridae.
AUGUGCCUGAAUGUUAAGGAGGAGGAGCCUGCUCAAGUCUACCCAGAAGAAGCACAAAUACCCCAUCCUUCACAUAUUUCCUCCAAGCAGUCUGUGAAUAAACGAGUCCAAUAUAUGCAAAGCCUACAGAAAGAGAAGAAGAAACUGAGAAAAAGGUUCUCAAGGCCUGCCCCGAUUCCAGAUCCAGGAAUUGUGGCCCUCUGUUCUCCUGCCCCCGUUCUAUCCUGA